UCUCGUGUUGAAUAAAAUAUGGCAUCGCCUCUCGAAAAUUUGGAAGUGCAAUUGGAGAUGUUUAUUGAAAACGUAAGACAAAUUCGUAUUAUCGUAAGUGAUUUUCAACCUCAAGGACAAAGCGUUUUGAAUCAGAAGAUCCAGGGUCUUGUUAGUGGUCUGCAGGAGGUUGAGAAAUUGAAAAAUCAAGUGCAGGACAUACACGUACCCCUGGAAGUGUUCGACUACAUAGAUCAAGGGCGUAACCCCCAGCUGUACACAAAAGACUGCAUCGAAAAAGCUUUGUCCAAAAACGAGGAGGUCAAAGGCAAAAUCGACACCUACCGCAAAUUCAAGGCUAAUAUGCUAGUUGAGUUACAACGUACAUUUCCCAAUGAACUAAACAAAUAUCGAGCUUUGAGAGGCGAUGAAUAACCACUAAAAACCUAACCACUGUGCGCGUUUUAU
This is a messenger RNA of Ctenocephalides felis (cat flea), 447 nucleotides long. It is a transcript of the gene MED10, whose product is annotated as mediator of RNA polymerase II transcription subunit 10. Gene Ontology annotation, biological process: positive regulation of transcription by RNA polymerase II. The record is from RefSeq and is a predicted model, not a curated record. Gene Ontology annotation, cellular component: mediator complex; chromatin. The coding region runs from base 19 to 414 and encodes 131 amino acids. NCBI's taxonomy places the organism in Eukaryota, Metazoa, Arthropoda, Insecta, Siphonaptera, Pulicidae. Gene Ontology annotation, molecular function: transcription coregulator activity. The transcript has 3 exons.